This is a messenger RNA of Rosa chinensis, 870 nucleotides long. RefSeq lists its product as uncharacterized. The coding region runs from base 1 to 870 and encodes 289 amino acids. The transcript has a single exon. The record is from RefSeq and is a predicted model, not a curated record. NCBI's taxonomy places the organism in Eukaryota, Viridiplantae, Streptophyta, Magnoliopsida, Rosales, Rosaceae.
AUGGAGGUUGUCGAGUCACAUGAAAAGUACUUGGGUUUCCCUACUUAUGUUGGGAGAGCAAAGAUGGAGACUUUUCAGUACAUCAAGGAACGAUUGGCUGCAAAGCUGCAAGGUUGGCAGGGGCGCACUCUUUCUGGGGCAAGAAAGGAUGUUCUUAUUCAGGUAGUAGCUCAAUCUCUACCAACCUAUGCCAUGAGUUGUUUUGAGCUAACAAAAUUUUUAUGUGAUGAUUUACAACAAAUGUGUGUCAAGUUUUGGUGGGGCAGCACUGAUGAACAAUGUAAGAUUCAUUGGAAAAGUUGGAAUUUUCUUUGUUUGCCUAAGGAGGAGGGAGGCCUAGGCUUUCGAGACUUGCAUGCUUUUAAUCAAGCCAUGUUAGCUAAACAAGGAUGGCGUGUUUUGCAAAAUCCUACUUCACUUGUUGCACGUUUGUAUAAGGCCCGUUACUUUCCCACAUGUUCGUUUCUGGAUGCUCCAGAUCAUUCCUCACCUUCUUUUUCUUGGAGGAGUAUUACUGCAACAAGACUAUUACUUCAACAAGGGUGGAGAUGGCAGGUUGGGAAUGGGCAGGAGGUAGCGGUUUGGAGUGAUCCCUGGUUGGCCACGAGGUACCCUUUUUGUCCUAGUCCAGGGUUGUCUGAUAUUGAUCCUACACAGAGGGUUUCAGAUUUGAUUCGUACUCCAGAAGUAUGGAAUGUGGAGUUGGUUAGAUCAUUGUUCUUUGUGGAGGAGGCUGAGGUUAUCCUAGGCCUGGUUCUUAGUGUUAGGGGUGGGGUGGAUCGCAGGGUUUGGCAUAGGGAUCCUAAAGGGCAGUUCACGGUGAAGAGUGCUUGCAGAUUAGCACUACAGAUGAGGGAUAACCAUGCAUAA